GCGGCUGGACGGGCGGCUCUCCGCAGAGUCCUGGGGACGGUUGCUGAGCCGACCUGGGACGCCAGGUCGCGACGUCUCCUGCCUGCCCGUCUUUAAUCUGUCUGUCGGGUUCCGAACAAGCUAACUCAAACCUGCGCCGGACAGGUGGACUGGACUGAGAGAAUCACCUGAACUGGUGACAGGUGCACUCACCAGAAGGGGAAGGAGCUAGGAGCCAGUGAGAUGGCAGACGAGGCCUUAGCUGGGCUGGAUGAGGGAUCCCUUCGGAAACUGCUGGAGGUCACAGUGGAUCUGGCAGAGCGGCGGCGCAUCCGCUCGGCCAUCCGGGAGCUGCAGCGACAGGAGCUGGAGCGCGAGGAGGAGGCCCUGGCAUCUAAGCGCUUCCGUGCCGAGCGACAGGACAACAAGGAGAACUGGCUGCACUCUCAGCAGCAGGAAGCCGAGCAGCGGGCUGCCCUGGCACGGCUGGCAGGGCGGCUGGAGUCCAUGAGUGAUGUAGAGGAGUUGACUGUGCUGUUGCGAAGUGCUGGUGAGUAUGAGGAACGCAAGCUGAUCCGCGCCGCCAUCCGCCGUGUACGGGCUCAGGAAAUUGAAGCUGCCACCUUGGCUGGGAGGUUGUGCAGCAGACGUCCCAACAGUGUCUCACAAGAGGACAGCAAGGGGCGGGGAGCACACAGGCUGGAACAGUGUGAGGUGCCAGAGCGAGAGGAACAGGAGCAGCAGGCAGAGGUCCUAAAGCCAACCCUGACCCCAGAGGGCACCAGCCAGGAUGUGACCACAGUGACACUCCUGCUACGGGCCCCACCUGGAGACACACCCAGCUCACCUGCCUCACUCAGCAGUUCACCCACCACUGCCUCUCCUGAGCCUCCACUGGAGCCUGCCAAGGCCCAGUGCCCUGCAGCCAAGGCUCCAGGCAGCCCUGAGCUACCCCGCAGCCCACCCAAGGCCACCAGCCCUGAGCCCCAGGAGUCUCCAGCCCCUUGCAGCACCGAGGGACAGGUGAGUCUGGAUAAGGGGCUCUGCCUAUGCCGUGUCUCCCUGCAGCACCUUCCUGACCCCACAGAGCCCUCUGCUGCCCAAGGCCCUACUAGAGGUCCCUGUGACGCCAAGAGAGCAGACCUGGCUGGACCCCAGCCCUGCCAACGCUCCCUGGUGCUCAGCCCCCGCCAACCAGCCCAGAACCAAGAAUCCGCCCCCACUGCCAGCGGACCUUCCCCAUUCCAGCGAGCUGGCUCUGUGAGGGACCGUGUCCGCAAGUUCACAUCUGAUUCUCCUAUGGCUGCCAGGCUCCAGGAAGGCCCACCCCGAGCUGCCCUAGGUCCCUCGACCCCCGCAAGGCUCCUGGGCCCCUCCCUCGCUGGCACCACCCCUGCCUCCUCCUCCAAGGGCUCCACCUCUCAGGGCCCCACUGACACCUCCUCCCGGUUCAGCAAGGAGCAACGAGGAAUAGUCCAGCCCCUGGCUCAGCUUCGAAGCUGCCCCCAGGAGGAGGGCCCCAGGAGGCGGGGCUUGGCUGCCAGGCCCCUUGAAAACGGAGCAGGGGGGCCUGUGGCCUGCUCAGAGGAGCCCAGUGCCCUGCUGCCCGUGGCUGUGGGCACUGCCGAGCCAGGGGGCAGUAUGAAGACCACAUUCACCAUUGAAAUCAAGGAUGGCCGUGGCCAGGCCUCCACGGGCCGGGUGCUGCUGCCCACAGGCAACCAGAGGGCAGAACUGACAUUGGGGCUGCGGGCGCCCCCCACCCUCCUCAGCACCAGCAGUGGGGGCAAGAGCACCAUCACCCAUGUUAGCAGCCCUGGGACCCUGGCCCGGCUGGGCAGUGUCACGCACAUCACCAGCUUCAGCCAUGCCUCCCCAGGUAGCCGAGGAGGUUGCAGCAUUAAGAUGGAACCAGAGCCAGCAGAGCCUCCCUCUGUGGCAGUGGAAGCAGCCAAUGGUGCUGAGCAGACCCGGGUGGACAAAGCACCAGAGGGGCGGAGCCCACUGAGAUCCGAGGAGCUGAUGGCUAUUGAGGAUGAAGGAGUCUUAGACAAGAUGCUGGAUCAAACCACAGACUUUGAAGAGCGGAAGCUUAUCCGGGCUGCACUUCGUGAGCUCCGACAAAGGAAGAGAGACCAGCGGGAUAAGGAGCGAGAACGGCGGCUGCAGGAGGCACGGGCUCGGCCAGGGGAGGGCCGCAGCAAUAUGGCCACUGAGACCACCACGAGGCACAGCCAGCGGGCGGCCGAUGGCUCAGCUGUCAGCACUGUUACCAAGACUGAGCGGCUCGUCCACUCCAAUGACGGCACACGGACAGCCCGCACCACCACAGUGGAGUCAAGUUUUGUGAGGCGCUCGGAGAAUGGCAGUGGCAGCACCAUGGUGCAAACCAAGACCUUUUCCUCCUCCUCCUCCUCUUCCUCCUCCUCCAAGAAGAUGGGCAGAAAGCUGGAGAAGGAGGGCGCCGCCGGCAGCCCUGGCGGACCCCGCGCAGGCGUGCAGCGCUCCACCAGCUUCGGGGUCCCCAACGCUAACAGCAUCAAGCAGAUGUUGCUGGACUGGUGUCGAGCCAAGACACGUGGCUACGAGCACGUGGACAUCCAGAACUUCUCCUCAAGCUGGAGUGAUGGGAUGGCCUUCUGUGCCCUAGUGCACAACUUCUUCCCUGAGGCCUUCGACUAUGGGCAGCUUAGCCCUCAGAACAGGCGUCAGAACUUCGAGGUGGCCUUCUCGUCUGCUGAGACCCAUGCGGACUGCCCGCAGCUCCUGGAUACAGAGGACAUGGUGCGGCUUCGAGAGCCUGACUGGAAGAUGCUGGUGGACUGCGUGCCCCUGGUGGAGGUGGAAGACAUGAUGAUCAUGGGCAAGAAGCCCGACCCCAAGUGCGUCUUCACCUAUGUGCAGUCGCUCUACAAUCCCCUGCGGCGCCACGAGCUGCGCCUGCGCGGCAAGAAUGUCUAGCCUCCCCGCCCGCACGGCCCGCUCGCGGCAAGCUGCCGCCCUUACCCCCGGGCACCCUCCCCUCCCCGUGCGCCUGCCCACCGCUGCCCUAUCUGUCGCGACACCCUUCCCUGCAUACACACACGGCGUUUUGAUAAAUUAUUGGUUUUCAA
This is a messenger RNA of Carlito syrichta (Philippine tarsier), 3092 nucleotides long. It is a transcript of the gene SMTN, whose product is annotated as smoothelin. Gene Ontology annotation, biological process: actin cytoskeleton organization. The record is from RefSeq and is a predicted model, not a curated record. Gene Ontology annotation, molecular function: protein binding. Gene Ontology annotation, cellular component: microtubule organizing center; filamentous actin. The transcript is spliced from 21 exons. NCBI's taxonomy places the organism in Eukaryota, Metazoa, Chordata, Mammalia, Primates, Tarsiidae. The coding region runs from base 223 to 2940 and encodes 905 amino acids.